AUGUGCAACAGUAAAAGAUUGAAAAAAAUACCAGAGAGUACAGAACCUGAUAACCAUCAAGAAAAUGAAAUGAAAAAGUUAUGGGAAAAUACAGUAACCAAAGUUAGUAAGAUUGUAGUGAGAAAACUAGAGGGUGUAUCAGAUAUUAUUGUUUCGCGUUAUAAUACAUUUUUAUUACCAAAGAAUUUUAAAGUAAAAGGUGUAGUAGGUAUAUGCCAAAUCAAUAAAUGCAAGUACACUAUUUGGAAGAUUCUUAGGAGCUAUAAACCUUUCCUGAACAGUUGGAUAAAUUCCACUCAUUUAAUAAUUCUGUUGAUGCACAACCCUUGA
Messenger RNA from Entamoeba dispar SAW760, 330 nucleotides. RefSeq lists its product as uncharacterized. The coding region runs from base 1 to 330 and encodes 109 amino acids. The transcript has 3 exons. Lineage: Eukaryota; Evosea; Mastigamoebida; Endamoebidae. The record is from RefSeq and is a predicted model, not a curated record.